Cylindrotheca closterium is the source of this 625-nucleotide messenger RNA. NCBI's taxonomy places the organism in Eukaryota, Bacillariophyta, Bacillariophyceae, Bacillariales, Bacillariaceae. The record is from the annotation of a GenBank genome assembly.
AUGGAUGUUUGGCGUCGUCCUUGUCAACGCAAAGAUGGUUCGAAAUAUUAUGAGUAUAUUUUGGUUUAUACUGAUGAUGUCAUUGCAAUCUUGGAGAAUCCAAAAGCGAUUAUGGACAAACUCAACAAUUUCUUUGUUUUAAAGCCUGACUUGAUAAAAGAGCCAACCACAUAUCUUGGUGCAACAAUCUCAAAGCAUAAGUUGGAUGGUGAUGAUUAUUUCACCUGGGUUAUUGGAUCUGAAGCGUACCUACAAGAGUCGCUAAGAGUUGUCAAGAAGCAAAUUGCGCCAAUGCAACUGACUUUGAAGAAAAAGGUUUACUCAACUUUACCCACUGGAUACAAGCCGGAACUUGAUUCUACUCCUUUUGUCGAUGAUGAUACCGCUAUUUUCUACAUGCAACUCAUCGGUAUUCUGCGCUGGCUUGUGGAACUUGGUCGUAUUGAAGUGUCUAUGCUCUUGACUUACAAUACAAUGCCUUGUGAAGGUCACUUUCAUGCUGCCUUACAUAUUUUUGUCUACUUACAGAAGUAUCCUGAUCGUGUACUUGUGAUGGAUUGUGGUUAUGCUGAUUGUUGGGAUAUGACGAAAUAUGAGUUUUUACGUUCCAAACGAAACUAUUCAA